Clunio marinus is the source of this 800-nucleotide messenger RNA. The record is from the annotation of a GenBank genome assembly. Lineage: Eukaryota; Metazoa; Arthropoda; Insecta; Diptera; Chironomidae.
AGCUCAGUUUCAAUUGGAAAUUUCUUUGGAAACGAUUCAAAAGAUAUUUAAUUAUUUCACGUGAAAACCUGUUUGCAACAGCAAAAAGAAAGCAAAACAAAAAAAAAACCCUAAAAAAGUAUCAAAAGUUUCAAAUUAUUUCUUAAAAGUGCUUUAAUGUUUAACACAUUUUGUUUGUUAAAUAUUUUGGAACAAAUUGCAACAUAAUUUGUGUGUCAAUGAUAACUCACGACUCGACUCUUCGACAGAGACAAAAUAUCAUUUUCGAUUUCUGCUCUUUGAACAUCAGAAAAGGUUCCCGUACUGGUAACUCCGGCAACAAUCUAGAAUUUUCUGUUCUAACAUUGCGUACCUACGUCCCAUGAUUGAAUCGCUUAAACCGACAAAAGAUUCAUAAAUUCUAAACACUUUAUUGAAUAAACUUUUACUAAGAAGAAUAAUAACUUGCACAUUUUGAAAAUGGUUCAAGGACAAACCAAACCAAUUUAUAAAUCGGCUGCCUUUGCUACUAGCGAGCCAGCGAACUUGAAGAAGUCGCAGUGUGAUUAUAAAGCACAGGAACGAAAAGAGAUUCCAAAAAUGAACGUUGAAAAGAAGGCAGAUCCAUGGGGAAAGAUCUUCAAGAACGAAAAGCAUUUCAAGAGCUUCCACAUUUGCUAAAUUUUAGGAAUCAUUUUCUCCUUAGUCGCACAACUAAAUACUUAAAAUGUAACAUAAGUUUUAAGGAAUAAGGAAUAAGCUUAAAUACAAGCAUCGAAGAAAAUAAAAGGAAAAGUUUUAAAACUUUUAAAGAUGGCCAU